UCUGCUGAUAAAGCCAUGAGCCCCCUGGGGUGGGGGCUUUUGCUCAGUUGCCUGGGCUGUGGAAUCCUGCCUGGAGCCUGGGCACAGUUCCCCAGGGUCUGCAUGACCGUGAACAACCUGGUGAGCAAGGAGUGCUGCCCGCCACUGGGUGAGGACCCGGACAACAUCUGUGGCUAUCUGGAGGGCCGGGGCCAGUGCGUGGAGGUGCAAGCUGACACCAGGCCCUGGAGUGGUCCUUACAUCCUACGGAACCAGGAUGACCGAGAAUGGUGGCCAAGGAAGUUCUUCCACCGGACCUGCAGAUGCAGAGGACAUUUUUAUGGGUACCACUGUGGAUUCUGCAGGUUUGGCUGGACCGGCCACGAUUGCAAUGAAAGGAAACCCCUGGUUGUUCGGAAGAAUAUCCAUUCCUUGACUCUUCAGGAGAGAGAGCAGUUCUUGGACGCCUUAGACCUCGCAAAGAACACCACACACCCUGACUAUGUGAUCACCACACAACACUGGCUCGGCCUCCUGGGGCCCAACGGGACCCAGCCACAGAUCGCGAACUCCAGCAUUUAUGAUUUCUUUGUGUGGCUCCAUUAUUACUCUGUGAGAGAUACAUUAUUAGGACCAGGGCGCCCAUACAAGGCCAUAGACUUCUCACACCAAGGACCCGCCUUCGUUACCUGGCACCGGUACCAUUUGCUGUGGCUGGAAAGGGAUCUCCAGCGCCUUAUUGGCAAUGAGUCCUUUGCUUUGCCCUACUGGAACUUUGCCACUGGAAAGAACGAAUGUGACGUGUGCACAGACCAGCUGUUUGGGGCAGCAAGACAAGAUGAUCCAACUCUAAUUAGCCGGAACUCAAGAUUCUCCAGCUGGGAAGUUAUCUGUGAUAGCCUAGAUGAUUAUAACCGCCGGGUCACCCUGUGUAACGGAACCUCCGAAGGUCUGUUGAGAAGAAAUCAAGUGGGAAGAAACAGUGAGAAAUUGCCAACUUUAAAAGACGUGCAAGAUUGUCUGUCUCUCAAGAAGUUUGACAAUCCCCCUUUCUUCCAGAACUCUACCUUCAGCUUCAGGAAUGCCCUGGAAGGGUUUGAUAAAGCAAACGGGAUCCUGGACUCUCAAAUGAUGAGCCUGCAUAACUUGGUUCAUUCCUUCUUGAACGGGACAAGCGCUUUGCCACACUCUGCUGCCAAUGAUCCCAUUUUUGUGGUACUUCAUUCCUUUACUGAUGCCAUUUUUGAUGAGUGGAUGAAAAGAUCCAAUCCUCCUGUGGAUGCCUGGCCUCAGGAACUGGCGCCCAUUGGCCACAAUCGGAUGUACAACAUGGUUCCUUUCUUCCCUCCCGUGACUAAUGUGGAAUUCUUUUUAACUGCAGACCAACUUGGCUACAGCUAUGCCAUCGAUCUACCAGUUGAAGAAACUCCAGGUUGGUCCACAACCCUCUUGGUGGUUAUGGGAAUGUUGGUGGCUCUGGUUGGCCUUUUUGUGCUGCUGUUUUUCCUUCAGUAUAGAAGACUUCGAAAAGGCUACACACCCCUAGUGGAGACACAUUUAAGCAACAAGAAGUACACAGAAGAAGCCUAGAGAGCUCACGCCUUUCCCUAGAGAAGCGGCCAUAGGACCCUGCUGAUGUACAAACGAAUCCUCGCUGUCCCUCCUUUAGUUGAAGAUGUUUGACACGGUUCUUCCUAUUGUAGUGAUUAUCCCAAACACAGAAGACACUUAG
Molecule: messenger RNA, 1711 nt
Organism: Panthera uncia (snow leopard)
Lineage: Eukaryota; Metazoa; Chordata; Mammalia; Carnivora; Felidae
Gene: DCT
Product: dopachrome tautomerase
Exons: 8
Coding region: 16-1569 (517 amino acids)
Biological process (GO): melanin biosynthetic process from tyrosine; positive regulation of neuroblast proliferation; developmental pigmentation
Cellular component (GO): melanosome
Molecular function (GO): oxidoreductase activity; dopachrome isomerase activity
Source: RefSeq, a predicted model, not a curated record